Hemicordylus capensis (graceful crag lizard) is the source of this 3580-nucleotide messenger RNA. Its product is annotated as zinc finger protein 397-like. NCBI's taxonomy places the organism in Eukaryota, Metazoa, Chordata, Lepidosauria, Squamata, Cordylidae. The record is from RefSeq and is a predicted model, not a curated record. Bases 135 to 1925 code for a protein of 596 amino acids. Gene Ontology annotation, molecular function: DNA-binding transcription factor activity, RNA polymerase II-specific; RNA polymerase II cis-regulatory region sequence-specific DNA binding. Gene Ontology annotation, biological process: regulation of transcription by RNA polymerase II. The transcript is spliced from 4 exons.
UUUUAAAUUAUGCUGGAUUCUUUUUCCUGUCCCUCCCCUCUGGCCGGAUGGAAGCCUCAGCAGCCUAAACUGAUCGCUUUUGAUUGCAUCUUUUCAAGGGUGGAAGUGAUCUGGAAGGAGGAGCUGGAAUAACCAUGGAGAAGCAGGACCCAAAAGCACCCAAGCAAAAAGAGGAACCCGAAGUGGGAAGAAAAGACCUUCCUGUUGAUCAAACUGGGGCUGUGAGAAAGCUGCUGACCCCGACAGCUCCACAGCAAAUUAAGCAAGAACCACAGGAAGGACUUCCACAUGGCCAGGAAGCCCAAUGGCAGGAGUUCCUGAAGACAGAGGAACUUCCUCACACAGGAUGGACACACCCACACAUUCCCAAGCCCACACCAGAGGAGAAUACUAAGGGAUUCCAGGCCUCCAUAAAAGAAGAAGCCAGUCAAUGUCCUAUAGGAAGCUGUGUGACUCAAACCCUGCCAAGCCACAGCCCAGGAGCCCAUGGAAGUGACGAAGGCCUGUAUUAUUCUGUGAAAGUGAAGGAAGAGAUUCUGGAUGAGGAAGACACAGUCAGCUUGGAGAUGCGAUGCCGUCGCUUCAGGCAGUUCUGCUACCAGGAGGCCGAGGGGCCUCAAGAGGCGUUGCACCAACUCCAGGAACUUUGCCACCAGUGGCUGAAACCAGAGACACACACCAAGGAGCAGAUCCUGGAGCUGGUGAUCCUGGAGCAGUUCUUUGUGAUCUUGCCACCGGAAAUGCAGAGCUGGGUUAGAGAUUGUGGCCCAGAAACCUCAGCUCAGGCUGUGGCGCUGGCGAAAGACUUCUUGCUGAGAGUGCAAGAUGUGGACAGAGGGCAACAACAGGCUCCAGGGGCAUUUCAAGAGAUGACUCUUCACUCUCCCAAGCUGGAACAGGAUCCAUCAGACAUCACGAAGAUGCCGUGCCACAUGGAGGUCACACAGGAAAGCGCUGAAGAGGCCAGCUUGCUGGGUAUUGCACAAGAUAAGUCAGAAGAGGAGCAUCUUCAGCUGCUAAACUGUGGGCAAGUGGAACUCAAUGAGACAUCACUGCAAAAAGUCAAAGAGAAUAACUUUUUCUAUGAUGAUGUGGAAGAAGUACUUUUAAAUCAGCAGCCAUCAGAAGCCUACCAGCAGAGUCCUCCCAGGAUGCCAGUGGAAAGGGCCUUGCUUCAUGGGGAAGGUGGCAAAUGUUUACUUGAAAGUACAGCGCAAGAGGGAAUUCUCAAGCGUAAGAAAAAGAUAAAGUGUGCUGACUGUGAACACUUUUGCCAGGGCGUUACCUUUCCAAACCAAACAGGAAACGAACUGUAUAUAUGCACGCAAUGUGGGAAAACCUUCAACGGUGGAACUUCCCUUCUUACACACAAGGAAGCCCUCCCUGAAGAGAAGCCUUAUCAAUGCGCUGAAUGUGGCAAAGGUUUUGGCUGGAAGUCCUCACUUGUUACACACAAGAGAACCCAUACGGGAGAGAAACCGUUCGGCUGCUCCGAGUGUGGGAAAAGCUUUGGUAUGAGCUCUCAGCUGAUAAGACAUAAAAGAAUACACACAGGCGAGAAGCCGUAUCAUUGCUCAGAUUGUGCAAAAAGCUUCAGUCAGAUAGCAUCUCUCAUUACGCACAAGAGGACCCACACAGGAGAGAAGCCAUAUGAAUGUUCUGAGUGUGGGAAAUGCUUUAGUACCAGAACCACCCUCAAAAUGCACAAAAGAGUCCAUACAGGCGAGAAACCGUACAAGUGCUCAUGCUGUGGGCAAGGCUUUAGUCAGAGAACACAUCUCGUCAUACAUGAGAGGACUCACACCGGAGAGAAACCGUACAAAUGCUCCACGUGUGGGAAAAGUUUCAUUUCUAGCUCUGACCUUCAGAAACAUCAAAGAGUCCACUCAGGAAAGAGGCUGUUAAAACAUACAGUGCUGUGCUGAAUACUCAUCUUGAGUUGGUAACUCAUAAGAGAUGUUAAUUCAUCUCCUUACAAAUCACAGAAUAUCACACACAGGCAAGAAAUCAGAUGCUUCUGAAAAUGAGAAAUCUCUUUGGACAUCACAAAACUGACACAGGGUUAAAAUUCUAAGGAUAAUCUGUGGAAGAACUAUGGAAAGAAAAGGCUGUGCUUAUUCAUGUGUUACCUAUUUAUAAUAAUAAAGGCUGCAUAGAUAAAUUGAUUAAAAGACUUGGGAGGUUAAAAUCAUGCCCCUACCCCUGCAUUAACUGGGCAGCUGGUUAUUUUUAAAAUAGUUAAAUAUUUUAAUACAAGAACUACAAAUACUGUGAGCGUUGUUAUAAGAGUGUAAGAACAGCCCUGCUGGAUCAGGCCCAAGGCCCAUCCAGUCCAGUAUCCUGUUCUACACAGUGGCAUACCAGAUGCCCAACAAUAUUGCUCCAAGAACUUUUUUGUUGAAAAGCAGUAGAUAAAUAUUUGUAAUAAUACCUAGCAUUUGUAUUGUGCUUUCUGAGUGUGCGAAGUGCUUCAUAUCUUACAAGAAGGUAAUGAGUGAGUAUGAUUAUUCCCAUAUUGCAGCUGAGAGGGUGAGUUUAUGAUGGAGGUGAGAUUCAAACCAGAAAAGACCUGACUUGCAGCUCACUCUCUUAGCCACUAUGCCAGGGCUCCACAAUGUUGGCCUUCCAGCUAUUUUCAGACUACAGCUCCCAAAGCUUCUGACUACUGACCACUGUGGCUGGGGAUGAUGGAAGUUGUAGUCCUGUAGUCCAACAACAGCUGUAAGGUCAAAGUUGUGCAGUGCUACACUAUACUAUAACAGCUCCCUUGUAGCAUAUGAUGUGCUUUUUAUGUUUGCAUGGUGGAUUCUCUGUCAUAAACUGGAGUUUUAUUUAAUAUGUAUGUUGACUGGUAUGUAUAUAUGUGUGAGAAAUCCAGGACCAAACAAGAGUAUUUAUCAACUUCAUAAAUGUGCUCCAUCAGGUUCUUUAGUUACAUUCUAAAAAGGUAUCACUGCUAUCACUUUUCUGUACUUUCCUAUGUAGAACCAAAUUACCCACUUACCAGCAGCCUGUAGAACAACAGAAUGUUUAAAUAUAGGGUGGUGAAAUAGAGUGCUUAAAUCCAGAGGCAAAUUUGUGCAAUUAUAUAAUCAGAUCAUUUGGAAUUUGAAAUAUAAAUAGUAGAAAGAAAAUAUGUAGUUCUAAAUCUGACUAGAAAGCACACUUCCUUUGUCUCAUGAAGGUUUAAAAGGAGAAAGCAUUGAAUGUCGAAGAUGAUUUCUGAGCUACCAAUCCAGCAAUGUAUGUACUUUUAAAAACACAGCUAUCCAGAAGAACAGAGAGAGAGAGUGAACCCCAGGUCCACCUCCAUUUCAAAAUCUAAUGUCAUCAGGAUUGGGCAAUGGGUGUCCACCCUUGGUGACAUGAAUCAUACAGUGUCUUACAAGCCAGAAAGAAACUGCUUGAGACAGGUCUUGUGAAUAGCCAAUCAGGGAACCUUUCUGCUAAUAUGAAGUUUCCAUUAUCCACAUUAAUGAAUGUUGUUUUGAAAGUCUAUGUAUAAUAAUUAGCCAGAUAUUCGCAUGUGUAAUAAUUAGCCAGACCAUGAAGGAAAUAAAUGCUGUUUGAUGCCUCCCCA